AUGCUUAAUCCCCAAGGCGGCGCACGAAAUUUAUUGAUAAAGAACGUGGAUCCUUCCAUUCGGAAACCCUCUGCCCCAGAAGAAGAAUGUACGGCCCGAGCAGCUCAGCAAUAUCGGAAGCAGCGGAAAGCUGUUGUAGCAGCUCUCCUUGAGGCUCAUGAAAACGGUGCAAUUGAAGAACGACACCUACUAGAAACACACAAUCGAGGCGAAAUCGGUGAAAAAACCCUGUGUGACUUCGAAUGCAGCAUCCAACAACCAUUCGCAGUGCAACCAACAUCCUUCCAAACGGAAGCGAAUUUUGUCGAUCCCAACAGAACAUUGCUGCCGAUGCCGCAGCAGCUAUUAUCCCACAAUGAAAAGGAUCUCGUUGGCUAUGGCAAGACGUUGUUUCCAGUGUCGCAGGAGCCACACUCUCGGAUUGAAGUGGAUAGUGGCACGAACAUGGAUGUCUUGUUCACGGCAAUCGAAAUCCAUCAAACCGUCAACGCUGGGACAUUUGCUACCGAUAAUACGCCGACUGAUAUUGGCGGGCCAUUGAACCAUCCUGCACCAUUUGAUUCCUGCGUUCCAUCUGAAGAUGCGCCGGCGGAUUCCAAAAAUGACUCCGGCUGGGCUAGCUUUAAAGCACAUUCAAACCUGGAAUCAACUCGUAUGGAAGAUAAGGAGAAAAUGUGUGUUCUUGUAUACGAUGAAAUGUCCGUUCAGUCCACUGCCGAGUACGACAAGAAAAACGAUGAAGUAAUUGGACCGCACUCAGAAAUGCAAGUAGUUAUGGCCAGAGGAUUGUUUUCUCAAUGGAAACAGCCAAUUUUCGUUGAUUUCGACGUUCAGGUAACUAAGGACCUUUUGGAAAAUCUCAUAACGCAACUCUUCAAAAUUGGUUUCAAUGUGAUUGCCAAUGUACACGACUGUGGAGCGGGUAACUGGGGUGUUUGGCGAGACUGUGGCGUUAAUUUUGAAACGAAGCAGACCUCAAUGAAGCAUCCGUGCACCGGAAAAGACGUUUUCUUCUUUCCUGACGCUCCUUAUCAGUACAAACUCUUUCGGAACUGGAUGUUGGACCACGGGUUCAUGUACAAAGGAAAAUUGGUAACAAAAAAGUUUUUGGAACUAUUAGUCCAAAAGGCAUCCACUCUUAAAAGACCGUUCUCCGAAAAUGGCGAAGGAAGUUCAGUUGAAUUUAAUUCGUUAUUCAAAUUAACUUCAAAGCACUUGACAGUUCAGGGAUCUGAACGACAGAAUGUACGACUGGCAGCAGAGCUCUUAAGUCACACAACCGCAGUGAACUUAAGAAGACACUUCGGUCAGUACGAAGAAGCACGAUUGCUAGCAGAGAUCAUUGAGAUAGUGAACAAGUGGUUCGAUGUGAUGAACUCCUAUUCACUUACUGAGAAUGUUCCGUCCAAAAAAUGUUAUGGCCUAGAGCUUGAGCAGCAGAACCAGAUACUCGACAACAUGGAAACUUUGAUUAAGGAGAUUCGAGUGCUUUCAAAACAUUGCCUACCAGCAGCAUCGGGACUAAAGCUGUUUCAAAAGGCAAUAUUGAUUUCCAUUGAGUCAACAAGACAGCUGUUAACAGAGAUUCGCAAAUUACCCGGUCUAGAGCAGGGCUUUGUGAUGAUGUACAAAUGCAACCAAGACAGCGCGGAAAAUGGAUUUGCAUUGAUUCGCCUUAAUGGUGGAACGCACGAUCAUCCAACCCCACUUCAAGCUCUUGAACGCCUCAGAUUGAUGAUUCUUGGCAAAGGAUUGUCAAGACAACUAAAAGUCAACCAAAAUACUCAAUCCAUAAUAUUUGAAGAGGACUAUCUGAUCUCCAAGGUAUUUCGAAAAGCAAACAUUUAUCUGGAGAACAAUAACGAGGACGACGAACAAUCAAGUGACGAGGAAGAUUCGUGGGUGUAUGAACCAAAUAUUAGAGAGCUUGAAGAGGCUGAUGGCUAUGAAUAUGUUAUGGGAUACAUAGCUAAGACGGAGAUGAAGAACCAAUCCAAUCUGGGGAGCUAUACCUAUCAGUUGGAACAGGAAUGUGAACCGGAAAUCAACAAAGAAAACUACGUUCAGGAUCUAUCCUAUGGUGGUUUGGUUCAGCCCAGUGAGGAAUGGUUAGAGGUCGGAAAUCAGCUGGACUCUUGCUUCAACUGGAUACACAACACGGGUCCCGCUGGAGAUCAAAUUGGCUUUCGAAAUAAGAAAAACGUUAACCAAAGGACUUUUCGAAAACUGAAGCAGAAGUUCCCACAUCUGCCAGAUCAUGUGUUGAAAAACUUCUCCAAAAGAAGGGUGUCAAUACGUGUACGACAUCUGAAAAAGCAACUGCAGGAGAAAAAAAUACUGAAAACGAAAAACCGUAUGGCGAAAAAGAAGAAAACUACUACUGCCGCAACUCACUCUGCCCUUGUCGACGAGAGAAGCGCUAUUGUGAAGAAAAAUGCUAGGAAAUUAAAACAUUUUGUCACAUAGGAAACGACU
Aedes albopictus (Asian tiger mosquito) is the source of this 2475-nucleotide messenger RNA. Its product is annotated as transposable element P transposase. The record is from RefSeq and is a predicted model, not a curated record. Bases 1 to 2466 code for a protein of 821 amino acids. Lineage: Eukaryota; Metazoa; Arthropoda; Insecta; Diptera; Culicidae. The transcript is spliced from 5 exons.